GCACUAUCAAACCUUGCUGCUGCUUUAUUUAGGCAGUAGCAGCCUUGUGCGAGCAACACAGGGAGUGAAAUUCAAAAGUGCCAAACAGCUCUCAGUCAAACUCAGCUGAAGAUGCUGGAUGUUGGGAAAUGGCCAUUAUUUGCUCUCCACUCUCAAGAGAAAUUGAAGUUAAUUCGUCAGGUUUGCGUAUUUGGCAGUGCUGGCAAUGAAGUUGUUUAUGCAACUGAAAAUGAUGAGGUUUUUGCUUUAGGCACUAACUGCAGCGGAUGUUUGGGAAUUGGUGAUAUACAGAGCAGCAUUGAACCUCGAAGAAUAGAUAUUUUUUGUGGCAAAAAAUUAGCUUCCCUCAGUUAUGGAAGUGGACCUCAUGUUGUUCUGGCUACUACUGAAGGAGAAGUAUAUGCUUGGGGUCAUAAUGCUUACAGUCAACUGGGAAAUGGAACAACCAGUCAUAGCUACAUUCCUUGCCAAAUCUCCACCAACUUGAUAAACAAAAAAGUAAUUGAAGUUGCCUGUGGCUCACAUCAUUCAAUGGUAUUGACUGCUGAUGGUGCGGUGUAUUCAUGGGGUUAUAAUAAUUCAGGACAAAUUGGAUCUGGUUCAACAGCCAAUCAGCCUAUUCCUCGAAGAGUUACUGGCUGCUUACAAAAUAAGAUAGCAAUUAACAUUGCUUGUGGACAGAUGUGCUCAAUGGCUGUGAUAGAAAAUGGCGAGGUUUAUGUUUGGGGUUAUAAUGGUAAUGGUCAGCUUGGAUUAGGCCAUGAUGACAAUCUGUCGAUACCAUGCAGAAUAGCAGCUUUACAAGGCAUCCACGUGCAAAGGAUUGCCUGUGGCUAUGCACAUACACUAGUGUUAACAGAUGAAGGCCAUAUCUAUGCCUGGGGAGCCAAUUCUUAUGGCCAGCUGGGAACUGGUAAUAGGAGUAACCAGUCGUACCCUGUCCUAGUGACAGUACAUCAAGACAGAAUUGUAGAGAUUGCAGCAUGUCACUCUUCUCACACCUCUGCUGCUAAAACCCAGGGUGGCGAUGUAUAUAUGUGGGGUCAGUGCCGGGGACAGUUCGUCCUUCUUCCAUUCCUCACCCACUUCUGCUGCACUGAUGACGUGUUUGCUUGUUUUGCUACUCCUGCAGUGACUUGGCGUCUCCUUUCAGUAGAACCUGAUGAUCACUUAACAAUAGCUCAAUCAAUAAAGAAGGAAUUUGACAACCCAGAUAAUGCUGAUUUGAGGUUUCAAGUAGAUGGAAAAUACAUUUAUGUUCAUAAAGUACUCCUCAAAAUUAGGUGUGAACAUUUUCAUUCAGUUCUGAACAAUGGUACUGAGGAAAUCAUAGAAAUAAAUGAAUUCUCAUAUCCUGUUUAUCGAGCAUUUUUGGAGUAUCUUUAUACAGAUAGCAUCAGUCUCCCUCCUGAACAUGCCAUAGAAAUGCAGCCCCAAACAUUCAAGGAACCUCCACCAUGCUUCACUGUUGCCUGCAGACACUCAUUAUUGUACUGCUCUCCAGCCUUUUGAGGAACACACUGCCUUCUGCCUCAGCCAAAUAUUUCAAAUUUUGACUCAUCAGUCCAGAGCACCUGCUGCCAUUUUUCUGCACCCCAGUUCCUAUGUUUUUGUGGAGAUAUGGCUUUUUGGCUGCAACUCAUCCAUGAAGACCACUUCUGGCCAGACCUCUCCGGACAGUAGAUGGGUGUACCUGGGUCCCACUGGUUUCUGCCAGUUCUGAGCUGAUGGUACUGCUGGACAUCUUCCAAUUUCGAAGGGUAAUAAGCUUGAUGGGUCUUUCAUCUGCUGCGCUAAGUUUCCUUGGCUGACCACUGCAUCUACGAUCCUCAGUGUUGCCCGUUUCUUUGUGCGUCUUCAAAAGAAGAAGCACAUCUUCAAACCCCAGUCUCUUUGAAAUCUUUGUCUGCGAGAGACCUUGUUGAUGCAGUAUAACUACCUUGUGUCUUGUUGCUGUGCUCAAUCUUGCCAUGAUAUGAAACUGUCUUUUCUGAAGGAACUGCUACAAACCUCACCUUGGUAGCAGAGUUUGGCUGUUCCUCACCCAGUUUUAAGCCUCUUACACAGUUGUUUCUGUUUCAGUUCAUGACUGGGUUUCAACCUACAUGUGACAUUGAGGAUUAGCACUUUUUUGGUAUAUUUGGUUGAUCAUACACCUGACUAUAAUCCUACAAAAUCCCUGACUUUGUGCAAGUGUACCUAUGAGAAUGGAUGCUGGUUUGAAGGCAAAAGGUAGUAACACCAAAGAUUGAUUUGAUUUAGAUUUUUCUUUUGUUUGCUCACUGCAUUUUGAAAAUUGACAAAAAUAAACAAUCAUUAUUUAUAUUUCUGAAAGCAUUCUUCAUUUACAGCAUUUUUUCACACUGCCUACAACUUUGUCACAGUACUGUACUUGUUCAGUUAGUGACACCGAACAUGGCCAAGAGAGAUCUUGGGCUCACAAUUAGGAUGUUAUAGACUCUUGAAUUCUCGAUCAACUUCGAGAAGAGUCAUCUGGAACCCACUACUAGGCUUCAGCAUUUAGGGGCAGUUAUUGACACCGUGGAGAACGAGGUGUUCCUCUCACAGGAUUGUAGGGACAGCAUAAUAAAGCAGAUUCUCGGGACAUGUUCUGUUCCUGUAGUUCUCCUCUCUAAACUCCUAGGCAAAUGUAUUUCGUGCAUCGCGAUCGUUCCAUGGGCCCGCCUCCAUGCCAGGGAGCCGCAGUAGCUGCUACUGCCUCAUCAGAGGGACGGAACCAGCAAAGCGACCUUUAAAAUCUAUGUGCCACCCCAGGUCCUCCUGUCCUUUCGUUGGUGGAUGUCUGCAGCCCUGGCCAAGGGCUCCCUGUCCAGGGAACCGGACAGGUUGGUGCUAACGACCGAUACGAGUCUCUUCGGAUGGGGGAGCACACCUCGAUUUUCAGCGGGCCCAUGGGUGAUGCAUGUCAUCAGACUUAACACAAAACAUUAAUUGGCUGGAACUCAGGGCGAUCCACCUGGCUCUUCGCCACUUCAAGGAGCGGAUCUCCAGACAGCACGUUCUCGUCCUAAUGGACAAUGUCACCACCAAGGCCCAGGUCAACAAGCAGGGGGGCACUCUCUCUGGCCCUUCAGAAUGAGGCAGAGAAGUUGGGGAACUGGGAGUAACGGCAUCUCCUGUUGCUGAGGGAAGAACAUAUAUUGGGAGUGGAAAACCAGCAAGCUGACUUGCUCAUCAGGGCGACCAUGGACCACAGGGAGCGGCAGCUGCAUCUCAGAGUCUUCACCGAGAUUUGCCAGAAGUUCGGCAUGCUGGUCGUGGACCUGUUCACCAUACCAUUGAACGCACAGAUCCAGAGUUUCCUCUCCCAGUUCCAAGCUCAGGGAGCAGAGGACAUUGACAUCCUGCGAUGCAGAUGACCAGAGGGACUCCUCUAUGCCUUCCCCCCCCUUCCCCUCAUUCCCGGGGUCCUGAGGAAGUUGUGUAUGGAGGUGAUCACAGUGGCUCCCUCCUGGCCCCGAUGACUUUGGUUCGCGGAUCUGAUAGACCUGUCCAUAUCCCCCCAUUGGAAGAUUCCACGGAGGGAGGUGUCAGGGGGCCCUGAGUCAUCCGAUGCCCCAGUGGCUUCAAUUGAUUGCCUGGUACUUGAGCGAGAACAGUUGAGGGCAGUCAAUUUUUUCAGCCAGAGUAAUCAGGACCAUUGUGAUCUUGGAGAAAUCCACCACCUACAUUUACAAUGCUACAGGGUCCUCCUUUGUGUCCUGGUGCCGGUCCACGCAUGUAGCACCUGCGUCGGCUUUGGCACCACAGAUGCCGGAGUUCCUUCAGGAUGAACUUGAGAAGGGUCUUUCCUAUAGCACCCUUCGGAGGCAAGUUGCAACCUUGGCAACUGUCCUCAAGGGGGUGGGCUCUCGUUCCCUAGCACAACACCCAGUUAAUAUGAGGUUUCUUCAGGGAGCAGCAAAUCUUAACACCCCCCCCCCCAUGAUUCACCGGUUUCCCACAUUCUUCAGGCGCUUACCGAGGCUCCCUUCGAGCCUUUGAGAAUGGUGAGCCUUCAAUUCCUAACACUUAAGGUUGUUUUCCUGGUGGUGAUUACUUCAGCCAGACGCAUCUCUGAGCUCAGCACAGUCAUCUAGGACUGACCUGUGCACAUUUCAUGACAACAAGGUCGUUCUCAGACUGGAUCCUGCGUUCUUGCCUAAGAUUAACUUCCCCUUUCAUAGGGCUCAGGAGGUGAUUCUCCCGGACUUCUAUCCGGCGCCUUCUGGGGAGAGGGAAUGUUUCUGGCAUCAACUGGAUGUCAGGAGGGUGCUGCGUAUCUAUCUGAAAUGCACCUCCUUCUGGAGGUCUGAGGCGAUCUUUGGUUUCUUCCAGCCCUCUACCCUAGGGGCGAGGGUGUCACCUUCUACCAUUGGCAGGUGGAUCAGGUUAGCGAUCACCGGGGCAUAUGAGGCAUGCAGGCUUCUGGUGCCGGCAGGCAUCAUGGCACACUCCACUAGGAGUGCGGCCACGUCUGCGACCUGGUCGACUCAGGCACCUGUAGAAGAUAUUUGUAGGGCGGCCACCUGGGCUUUGCCAUCGCCCUUCAUUAGGCACUACCGGCUGGAUGCUUAUGCUUCAGCUGAGGCCUCUUUUGGUAAGAGGAUACUGCAGGAACUUUCCCUUCCUUCCCAGGUUCUUCCUUGGAGCAUUGACCUUUUGAUUAAACAGGAGCCAGGCAGAAGAAGAGAGUGGCCAACUUUAACCUCAGUCUCUGGACAUAUUGGACAUGAGAAUAACCAUCAGUGACACAUCCCACAAGACUCCAAAAAAUGCAGUUCAGAUAAGACUAACUGUCAUUUUCUGAGCCGAGAACUGCUAUCAACAGUCAUCAUUUAGAAUGCAUAUUAAAUUUGCAGAUAACUAUUUUUAAAACACCAUCUUUUCAUGUGACAUUACUAGCAACAUUUUUACUCCAGAAGUAUUUUAUAGUUGUGUGUUACUAAAGGUUCCUUCUAGCC
Messenger RNA from Thamnophis elegans (Western terrestrial garter snake), 4964 nucleotides. It is a transcript of the gene RCBTB2, whose product is annotated as RCC1 and BTB domain containing protein 2. The transcript is spliced from 11 exons. NCBI's taxonomy places the organism in Eukaryota, Metazoa, Chordata, Lepidosauria, Squamata, Natricidae. The coding region runs from base 112 to 1512 and encodes 466 amino acids. Gene Ontology annotation, molecular function: protein binding. The record is from RefSeq and is a predicted model, not a curated record.